AUGGAGCUGAGGAUGGCUGCGCCCAGCCCCCCGCUGCUGGCGUGAGAGUCCUGGGGCUCUGGGGCCCCACCCCCCCGAAGAACUUUCACACUAAGUUGCAAGAGGACUUUCAGAGCCUGAAGAGAUCGGGAGACCGGAGCCUGAGGUCAGCCAGGAGCCGGGCAGCCCGACCCGCUCCCGGCGCUCUUCUGCCGCGAGGAUGUUGGAAGACCUCAGUACAAAAGUAAUCCUUUUCAGAAGAGAGAGGAAAGUGAUGAAAUGAAAGUUGAUGAAAUAGAUGAAUUUUAAAAAGACCCUUUGCAAGCCUCCCUGCUGGUUGCAUUUUAUAAUAUCCAAGAUGACGUGACUGAGAAUGGGCUACCCUUGCUUUCGAAGUUGAUUCGUGGCCUGUCAGAAGUCAAUGGUGAUUUCAGGGUGGAAGUAAUAUCUGAUACUAAAGUUGCUGUCAUCACUUUUCUCAAAAAUACUGAUGGCUGGACAUUUGUUAAUGUUUGUGACAGACACCAUAGAGCUCAGAAACUUCAGAUUUUCCCAAGAUUUAUGGAAUGUGCAAGACCCAUUAAGGGUUGAAAAUCUGCCACCUCAUGUUGAUAAUAGUUACAUAAUGAUUUUCUUUGAUAACCAAUCCUCUAAAUGGAGAAAGAGUGACCAAUGUCUAAUAUUUCCCGGAGGAGAGUUCAGCCUUGGUUGAAUUUUCUCACUACAAAGUCAAAAUACCACGACAACCUAAACAAAAAGGUAGCCUCAAGCAAAACCAAAGAAGGUCUGAAACUCGUGUUGAUAAGUGGAAAUGUUUCAUGUUUUCAGGCCGAUGUCAUUGUCAACACUGUACCCACGGAUCUUCAGCUUGGAAGAGGAUCACUCUCUCAGUCUCUUUUGUGUAAAGCUGGUCCCAUGCUCCAGGAAGAGUUAAAUGCCACCAGACAGGAAACAGAGGAGGAAGUGGGUAGCAUAUUCAUGACAAGUGGCUGCAAUCUGAACUGCAAAGCUGUGCUCCAUGUUGUGGCUCCAGACUGGGAUAAUGGAGCAGGGUCUUCUUGGCAGAUAAUGGCAAAUAUAAUCAAGAAAUGUUUGAUGACUGUAGAACAGCUAUCUUUCUCAUCAAUCACAUUUCCCAUGAUUGCAACAGGAAAUCUGGGGUUUCCCAAAGCUGUAUUUGCUGAACUAAUCCUGUCAGAAGUGUCCAAAUUUAGUAGCAGUGCGUGGCUGAAAACCUUACAAAAAGUUCACUUUCUGGUACAUCUCGAUGAUGAUGAAAGCCAUAAGGCAUUUUUAGAUAAAUUCACUAGAUGGUCGAGUGGAAAUCCCAAGGAGAAGAUUCUCAUGGUUGGAAAUACCCAAGGUAUCUUUGGGACUGUCACUUGCUCUUGGCCCACAGAGUGUGAAAUGAAAAUUGGUGCGAUUACUUUCCAGGUUGCUAUUGGAGAUAUCGCAAAAGAAAGUGCAGAUGUUAUUGUAAACUCAACAACAAGGAUGUUUAACCUGAAAUCAGGGGUGUCAAAGGCAAUUUUAGAAGGUGCUGGACCAGCUGUGGAAGAUGAAUGUGCUGUACUAGCGACACAGCCUCACAGAGAUUUUAUAGUUACACAAGGUGGAUUCCUAUCGUGUGAUAUAAUAAUUCAUGUCCUUGGAGAAAAUGAUGUCAGGAAAUCAGUUUCCAGUGUUCUAGAAGAGUGUGAACAGAGGAAGCACACAUCUGUUGCCCUUCCUGCCAUUGGAACAGGAAAUGCUGGGAAAAACCCAAUCAGAGUUGCUGACGACAUAAUCAAUGCUAUUGUAGACUUCACACGGAAACAUUCUACUCCAUCAUUAAAAAAAGUUAAAGUUGUCAUCUUUGUAACUGAGCUACUGAAUGUAUUCUAUGACAGCAUGAAGAAAAGAGAAAAAAUAGCCACAUCACCUACCUUCCAGUCCACAUUUUCCAAGGCUGCAUAUAAUAUUCCUGAAUACCGGUCUGACAUGAAUCAGCAGCUGUUUCGUAUGAUCCAGCUACAACCUGGACAGUCAGAAUAUGACACUGUGAAGAACAAAUUCUCUCAGACUUGUCUUUCCUACAGAAUAGAGAAGAUUGAGAAGAUACAGAAUGAAUUUCUCUGGCAGAGCUACCAGAUAAAGAAAAAGCACAUGGACAUCAAGAAUGGCCAUAUAGAUAAUGAGAAAAUCCUCUUCCAUGGGACAGAUGCACACUCUGUGCCACACGUCAAUCAGCACGGCUUUAAUCGCAGUUAUGCUGGGAAGAAUGCUGUAGCCUAUGGAAAAGGAACUUAUUUUGCUGUUGAUGCCAGUUAUUCCGCUGAUGAUAAAUACUCCAGACCAGACAGCAAUGGGAGGAAACAUAUUUAUGUUGUACGAGUACUUACAGGAGUCUACACACUUGGACGUGAAGGAAUAGUUACGCCUCCACCAAAGAACCCUUACAAUUCCAUAGAUCUGUUUGACUCUGUCACAGAUGAUAUACAACAUCCAAAUUUAUUUGUGGUAUUCUUUGAUAAUCAAGCUUACCCAGAAUAUCUUAUAACUUUCAGAUGUUAAAACAUGGGAUUAAAAAAAACUUUAGAGGUGAUUUAGUCAUCUAUUUAUGAGAACAAUUCAUAGAAUUUUUGUCUUUGCCUUUGGUUUGUUUAAACAGAUAAAACAAAUCUCCAUGCUAGGUAUUAUAAUGCUGAAAAAAAGCCUUUUAAAAUGCUUUCUUGCAAUUUCUAGCAUAUCUUUCUUCUGAGCAUAUUGAUGGGUAGAAGCUGAGAAAUAUAAAUGACACAAUUAUAGCCACAACUACAGACACAUUUCUUUUUCUUCUAUUGGAAAAGAAAUAAGAUGAAUCAUUCUAAAGCCAAGUUGUCAUUGUUCUUAUUGGAAUGUGUUAAGACCCCCAACUGUGUUGAGCUAAACCAGACUAUUAAAUGAAUAGGCUGCUAUUGUGCAGCUCAGGAUUUUGCCUCCUUAAGAAACUCUUAUUAGCAAUAGAGUGACUGAAUCAAAGAAUAUUAUGUCAAAUUUGUUGUGAAACAAAUCAGGUAAAAAUGUGUUGUAUUGAUAUCUAAUGCUACAUAACAAAUUACUGCCAAACUUAGUGUCCUUGUGGGUAAAGAAUUCUGGCAUGGCUUUACUGAGUUGUUCUGACUUAGGUUUGUCGUGAAGUUGCAGUGAAGUUGAAGGCUGGGGAUGCAGUCAUCUGAAGGCUUUGCUGGGGCUGGACGAUCUGCUUCCAAGGGGAAUCACUCUAAUAGCUGGCAAGUUUUUACUGGUUGUUGGCAAGGAAUCCUCAUUUCCUCUCCACAUGGGCCUCUCUGCAGGCUGCUUUACUGUCCUCAUGACGUGGCAGCUGACUUAUUCCACAGUGAGCAACUCAGGAAAGAGAAGGCGGAAACCACCAUAUCUUUUGUGGCCUAGCCUCUGAAGUCUACUCCCUCCUUUCUACAAUAUCCUGUUCCAUGAAUCAGCUCCUUCAAUGUGGGAGGUAUUAAACAAGGCAUGGCCAUCAGUAGGCAAGGAUGAUUGGGGACCAUCUUGGAGGUCAUAUGAAUAAGUGAAUGAAUGACAAAUUGAUAAAAUGUUAGCAGUGAAAAGGGCACUAGAGAUCAUCUAGUCCAGUGAUGGCGAACCUUUUGAGCUCGGCGUGUCAGCAUUUUGAAAAACCCUAACUUAACUCUGGUGCCGUGUCACAUA
Messenger RNA from Myotis lucifugus (little brown bat), 3666 nucleotides. RefSeq names its product poly [ADP-ribose] polymerase 15-like. Lineage: Eukaryota; Metazoa; Chordata; Mammalia; Chiroptera; Vespertilionidae. Bases 652 to 2532 code for a protein of 626 amino acids. The transcript has 14 exons. Gene Ontology annotation, molecular function: NAD+ poly-ADP-ribosyltransferase activity; transcription corepressor activity. Gene Ontology annotation, biological process: negative regulation of gene expression. The record is from RefSeq and is a predicted model, not a curated record. Gene Ontology annotation, cellular component: cytoplasm; nucleus.